AUUUCUGUGGCUGAAGACACCCUGAACAACCGCAGCACAGGAGUUAUAUUUAGCCGCUUUUUAAUAGCCUGUAACCGCCGCUUCCUGCAGCCUCCUGCAGCCUCCUGCUCUGCCGUGGAAGACAGUGCGGUUGUAUUUUGACAUUUUCCCGCUCUCGUAGUGUUAACUGUCGCCACGGCGGCAGACGCUCGAUACACAGCGAGCGAAAUGUCACGUCGAUUUAACCUUCUGCGGCACACAGUACCGACAAACAUCGUUAAUUAAGCGGUUGUCGCUAAAUAUCUUGUGUUUUACCUAUUUUGGGUCGAAGUAGCAUCAUUGUCGCUAAAUAGCAUCAUAAAAAGGGUUCAUGUUACCGUUGGCUGAUUGAGGGCACUGACAGACUCUGAACACACACAACAACAAAAAAAUCAAAAUGAGUUACUUUGCACCUUCCUGCGGUGAUUUUAAUGAAAGCAUUUCAAACUGACGAAGAGAGACGGGAAUGGUGUGUUCUUCCUGCGAUGGCAUUUAUGAAAACGCGUGCGUGAAAAGCAGGAGUGAACGGAGUGCAGCCCUGUCUGGUGGAGAGUGGACAGUCUCACCCCAGCGAUGUUCUGGCUUCGAGUCGCGCUGUGAAAGAUUAGCCGAGGAUCGAAGCGUAUCCUCGCUAGCAGAAUACCGCCGGCUCGUUUGCUUGUCGCUUGACAUGGAAGAGAUUGCAGGGUCGAAGAUUUAUUUAGCGUUUACCGUGCUGUUGUGGAAGAAUAAAUUAAACAUAAUUUACCGCUUUAGCGCGCUUCAAGUAAACGAACAGACCCCUGAAUCAGUAUGCCCUCUGCCUUUUCGAAUCAUUCAACAGGAAAGGAACAUUCGUCCUUGCAUGAAAUUCUGCUCCUGGCAGUUCUGACAGUUUGCUCGGGAAGAGCUUUUCGCCCCAGAGUGAGCACCGUGGGGCUCCCCAAAGUGUCUUGCCGUACCCCUCUGUGUAUAGAGCUCUUGUGUGUGUCAGCGCGGCGUAGUGCGGAAACGUAUUGGAUUGCGGGCCAGUUUCUGUGGGAAUGUCUGUGACGUGCCUCAUGGGAAUGGCGCGAGGCUUUCUGCACUAAUUCUGUUUGUAAGCUGAAUGUACGCUUUCUAAACAUGAUCCCUCCCUAGUGUGCUGAAAGACUUGUGGUAGGUGUUGCUUUUUUUUGCCUGGAGCCUGUGCAGGGUGGUAUACAGACUGUUUCUUUGUCUUGUUGCUGUGUAUUCUUCUGUAUUUGUCUCCUUCCUGAGUGUGUCUUCUUCCUGUAUCUGUUUUCUUCCUGUAUUUGUCUUCUUCUUGCACCUGUCUCCUUCCUGUAUCGGUCUCCUUCCUGUAUUUGUGUUCUUCAUGUGUAUGUCUUCUUCUUGUACCUGUCUCAUUCCUGUAUCUGUUUUCUUCCUGUAUUUGACUUUUUCCUGUACCUGUCUUCUUCCUGUAUCUUUGCUGCUUGCUUUUGUCUUCUUCUUCUACAGUGAUAUCAGUGUGUCCUUUAUUUGUGUCUGCUUCUAACUGGACCUUAAGUGAGUAGGAUUCAGGGAAAGCAGCUGAACGCACAGUGUGUGUGUGUUUGUGUGUAUGCAGGUGAAGACACGCCCCUGUAUGUCUGCACACAGAAAGCCGAGGAGGGGCGCUGCGCGUGGACAGGAAGAGGAAGUGGACGCGGCGCGGCCGGCGGGCUCGCCGGCCCCGGGGGGGCCUCCGCUCCCGCGGCCGGGCCGGGAGGAAGAGGAGGAGGAGGAGGAGGAAGAGGAGGGGGGGGAGGCGUGCUCCCAGAGGGUGUCGGUGGCCAUGCUCGGGGGGGAGGCGCACCCGUGCCAGCUGUCCCCCGCGCCCCUCCAGCGCGCCCGGGUCUCUCUCCUCCUGUCCUGGCUGCUGGUGAUGGCUCUCACGCUGUGGUGGAUUGUGUUUAUAUGAAGGGCGGGGGAGCUAGGGCAGAAAGCCCCCCCCCCCCCCCCCCCCCCUUGGGAGGCAGAUGUGACUCAUGAAAUGUGCUGACUGUCUGUCUCAGUCUGCAGCCACAGGCUUCCUCUCCUCUUUAUCAGAAACAGCACGUGCUGUUUCUACCUGUUCCUGUUUAACCCCCCCACAUGGAUAUGCCAUCACAUUCACCCCCACACACACACAAGCACUCACACACACACAAACAGACAUAAACACACACAUGCACAAACACUCACACACACACA
Anguilla anguilla (European eel) is the source of this 2193-nucleotide messenger RNA. RefSeq names its product coiled-coil domain-containing protein 96-like. The record is from RefSeq and is a predicted model, not a curated record. NCBI's taxonomy places the organism in Eukaryota, Metazoa, Chordata, Actinopteri, Anguilliformes, Anguillidae. The transcript is spliced from 2 exons. The coding region runs from base 1583 to 1921 and encodes 112 amino acids.